Molecule: messenger RNA, 696 nt
Organism: Suillus clintonianus
Lineage: Eukaryota; Fungi; Basidiomycota; Agaricomycetes; Boletales; Suillaceae
Product: Calcipressin
Exons: 2
Coding region: 1-696 (231 amino acids)
Biological process (GO): calcium-mediated signaling
Cellular component (GO): nucleus; cytoplasm
Molecular function (GO): calcium-dependent protein serine/threonine phosphatase regulator activity; nucleic acid binding
Source: RefSeq, a predicted model, not a curated record
AUGCCAGAUAUUUCGAUUCUGACCCAGCGCUCAAAUUCUUUUACAUCGCCCAAGUCUAUCCAGCCCACAAACUCGCUUGUGAUAACACAAGUUCCCCGAACAUUUUUUCAACCUUCAGUCCUCAAUGCUCUGCGGGACCACUUUGCUACGUAUGGCGAGAUUAACCAAUGGGUGCCGAUAGCAUCAUUUUCUCGUAUCAUCCUCGUAUAUUUUUCAGAGGAAGCUGCAGAGCUAGCGAAGAACGCUUGUGAUCCUCUUAUUUUGACUCUCCCAUACAUAAUGCCCACGAUUUUGAGGGUAUAUCGCUCCGAGCCCAACCCCAUAUUUUCGUCGUCAUCACCAACGUCAGACGAAAAUUUCUUACGCCCUCCACCGAUCGAAAAGAACUUCCUUAUCUCGCCGCCUGGAUCUCCACCCAUCGGCUGGGAGCAAAUUCGCGAAGAGCCACCAAAUGCUACUCCUCUUGCAGAUGAUCUUAUUGCUGCACUUCGCAAGUUGAAAUUGCAGGAGAGGCGAUCUAGCCGAGAAGUUCUAUUAGAGCCCGAAGAUGGCGUAGGCGUAGGGGUAUACGUCGAGGACUGCGAUAUGAUUGAUGAUGAUGCGCAUGAGGUGGACUGGGAAUAUGGUUGUCCAUCCCCAGCCAGGCUACGAUGGAAACCUUUGGCAACCGCCAUGCCACCGGUUCAAGUGCGAUAA